This is a messenger RNA of Amblyraja radiata (thorny skate), 1192 nucleotides long. It is a transcript of the gene ppp1r35, whose product is annotated as protein phosphatase 1, regulatory subunit 35. Gene Ontology annotation, molecular function: phosphatase binding. Lineage: Eukaryota; Metazoa; Chordata; Chondrichthyes; Rajiformes; Rajidae. The coding region runs from base 125 to 1075 and encodes 316 amino acids. The transcript has 4 exons. Gene Ontology annotation, cellular component: centriole. The record is from RefSeq and is a predicted model, not a curated record. Gene Ontology annotation, biological process: positive regulation of centriole elongation; positive regulation of cilium assembly; negative regulation of phosphatase activity.
CAAAUUAAUAUUUCUGCCUGUGAUAGGUUGUGUCUGGUGUUGUGAGCGGCUGUGCACAACGUCCCCCCCCGCCCUCCAUCCCGGCUGCCCUGUGAGUGGGUCCAGUGAGUCUUCGCCGUUGAAGAUGAAGAUCGACGCCUGGUGCUCUCCGGCGAAGAUGUACGCCCCUCAGAACUACGCCGACGAGGACAGCCUGCCGGUCCGGGCGGCUCCCAGGCCCCUGCUGGUGGGGCCGGCCCUGCUGGACUGCGUUUCGGACCUGGACGUCUCCCUGACGCCCGACAAAAUGAGCAAGUGCGCGGGAAUACUGAAAAAGCAGGAGAGGUCCGCGGGGGAAGGAGGGAGCGGGAGAACAGGGCGGCGGCAGGUUCGUUUCAACACCGGCUGCGACUCCAAGGGCAGCCUGGCGGAGGGGUUGCUCCCGGAGCUGGAUGCCGGGUGGGAGUCGCAAGCUGCCGGUCCCGCCGGCCCGAGGAACGAGCAGCACCCCAGACCCCUCGAGCCGACCCCCUUCCCCCGGGCCGGAGGGAGGAAGCCCUCGGGGUUGCUGGGGGGAGCCGAGAGGCCCCUCGCCGCCGUCCCCCUGGGCCGAGUCGAGGGCCCAGCAGACCGGCCCCUGGCCGUCCCCCAGUACAACACCACCCUGGCCCUGGGGCAGGAGCUGCUGCAGCUGAAGGGGGCGGCUUUCGACGCCAGGAAGGCGGCAACGGACCAGAUGAAGAGGUCGUCGGUGACGCGGCAGUGCCUGGAGGGCAAAGUGACGGAGGGUCUGAACGUGCCAAAGGACAUGCAGCGUUACAGAGGCUUGGUCAGCCUGGAGGUGCCCGUGGAUGAAGUGUUGAACACUGCCAUCCAGGAGAAGAUGGUGCUGGUUAAACCCAGGGCAGAGAACAAAAAGCCCGUGACUGGGGCGGAAGGCCCCGACGUGAUGGUGUUAUACCAGUCCACCGAGCUGCUGACCGAGGAGCCGCACCUUGCCGUGGACGGGCUGCCGACUCUGAAGGUGCAGGCGCAGCCAAGACUCGCAAACUCCUCGUUCGAUCUGUAUCGGAAGCUGCAGCAGUGGAAUGCUUAGUAGUGGCGGCCUGGAUAGCAACAGUGUGUGUGUGUGUGUGUACAAAAACCCCCCAAAAAAUAUAUUUAUUACAGCUGUAAAUUCAUCUCAAAUUCUAUUUGUAAUAACCGGUCGAUU